AUGUAUAGAAAUAACCUUUUUUUUCUUAUCAUUGUUAAUUUUAGUUUUGCUAUCAAUUUUGAUCAAUGGAAAAUCAAAUACAAUACAAAAUAUUCAGGAAGUGAGGCACUAAGAAGAAGAGCAAUAUUUCUUCAAAAUUCAAAAUUAAUUCAAAUGAUCAAUAGACAAAACCUUUCGUUUACUGUCACUAAUGAAGGUCCUUUCAGUGUAUUAACAAAUGAAGAAUACAGAAUGCUUCAUCAUCGUAUUGACAUAGAAAAUGAAAUAAAACAAUUGAAAUCUCAUAGAAUGAAUUUGCUUAAAAAGAUGGAUAAUAAAGAAGUACUUGACAGCAUUGAUUGGAGAAGUGAAGGGAAAGUAACUCCAGUAAAGAAUCAAAGAAGAUGUGCUUCAUGCUAUGCUUUUGGAAGUAUUGCAACAAUAGAAUCAUUAAUAAUGCAAGAAACUUCUAUUAAAGAGAUUGAUUUAUCUGAACAACAAAUAGUAGAUUGUAGUCAAGGAGAAUAUUCUAAUUGGGGAUGUACUUGUGGGAAUGUAGGAAAUAGUUUUAAUUAUGUAAGAGAUCAUGGGAUUCUUCUUGAGAGGGAUUAUCCUUAUACUGGCAAAGCAAAUAAUUGUUCUAUUGAUGGUAAAAAACCAGUAAUAAAAAUAAAAGACUACUCUUUUGUUUUUCCACAGACAGAAGAAAAUUUAAAAGUUGCAGUAUAUCAUCAACCUGUAGCAGUAUCUAUUGAUUCUUCACAAUUAAGUUUUCAAUUUUAUGAAGGGGGAAUUUAUGAUGAACCAAAAUGUAAAUGGGUAGAUCAUAUUGUAACAGUUGUUGGAUAUGGGACAACAGAAGAACAUCAAGAUUUCUGGGUUGUUAAAAAUUCUUAUGGAACUGAAUGGGGGUUAAAUGGAUAUAUUUAUAUGUCACGUAAUAAAAAUAAUCAAUGUGGAAUAGCAACAAUAGCAGUGUAUCCAAAAGGAUUAAUUAUUCUUUAA
Messenger RNA from Entamoeba nuttalli P19, 984 nucleotides. Its product is annotated as cysteine proteinase, putative. The transcript has a single exon. Gene Ontology annotation, cellular component: lysosome. Gene Ontology annotation, molecular function: cysteine-type endopeptidase activity. Gene Ontology annotation, biological process: immune response. NCBI's taxonomy places the organism in Eukaryota, Evosea, Mastigamoebida, Endamoebidae. The coding region runs from base 1 to 984 and encodes 327 amino acids. The record is from RefSeq and is a predicted model, not a curated record.